Molecule: messenger RNA, 1962 nt
Organism: Aegilops tauschii subsp. strangulata
Lineage: Eukaryota; Viridiplantae; Streptophyta; Magnoliopsida; Poales; Poaceae
Molecular function (GO): protein binding
Source: RefSeq, a predicted model, not a curated record
UUAGGGUUUGGUCUCCCACUGCGCUAUGCCCCAUCCUGUCCCUCUGCGCGGCGGACUCCUGCCCUGUCCUGAGUCCUGACCCCCGCUCCCCGCGCGACACAAUCCUCGCCUUGUUUGUUUGAAAUCCAAAGCGAGCGAGCGAGCGAGCGAGAGAGAGAGAGAGAGAGAGAGAGAGAACAACCCAGGUACAUCGUCUUCUCACAAUGGAACUAGCCGAGCUCAUCAUCGCCAUGAAGAAGCGUCGCCGCCAAAUCCAGGCAGACAGUAAGCCGGCAAACCCCACACCAGGUACAUCGAUUGCUUCAGUGGCUAAAAGAACGAGGCCAUCCUGUGAACAAGAUGACUAUUCUCAAGGCACCAAAAUAAUGCGAUAUUCAGGGCCAGAACUUCCAGAGGACAUCUGGUGUCAUAUACAUGCCCUACUACCACUACCUGAUGCUGCCCGAGCUGGCUGCGUGUCUCGUGAAUUUUUACGUUCCUGGAGAUGCCACCCCAACCUCACCUUCAGUCAGGAAACACUGGGUGUGAAACGCACCUUCAGUGAGAAAAUAUGUGGAAGUGAUACACUAGCUUGGAAGUUCACCAAAAUAGUUGACCAAAUUAUGGAAAAACGCGCAGGCAUUGGUGUGAAGAUAUUCAAGCUUGAACACUGUGGUUCUCGUAUCUACACCAGGCAUCUCAAAAGUUGGCUUCAGGUUGCUGUUAACCCAGGGCUUGAAGAGCUUGUACUUUCGCUGCCUGUAGUAUACGAUGCAAAGUACUACAACUUCCCAUGCUCACUUUUAUUCAAUGGAAAUGGAAAAUCAAUUAGUUAUCUAAACCUCAAAGGUUGUGCCUUCCAUCCCGUGGCUGGACUUGGUUGCUUGAGAAAGCUGCAUCUGUCUCGGGUACACAUCACUGGUGAUGAGUUAGGGUGCCUUCUUUCUAAUUCUCUUGUUUUGAAGGAGUUGAAUCUUAGCCAAUGCAAUAAGAUCACUUGCUUGAAGAUACCGUGCCUGCUAAACCAGUUCAACCACCUGACAGUGUUUGGAUGCAAAACACUGGAACUGAUAGAGAACAAAGCUCCGAAUCUUUGUACAGUUCGUAUUGAUACUACUCUCGUACGACUUCCAUUUGGAGAUUCAUUGCGAGUGAAUAACCUAGAGAUGUUGUGGGCCUUUGAGUAUAACCUCGUUUAUUAUGCCCGUGCCGAUCUUCCACGGAUUAUGCCAAAUCUUGAAACUCUUGGCAUUUCUUCAGCUGGCGAGGUUCUUAAUACACCAAUCAUAACUGCCAAAUUCCUGCACCUCAAGCUAUUGGAGAUUUGUCUCUCUGUUGCAGAAGGGGCCUUUUCCCCAGCUUAUGAUUAUUUGUCUCUAGCUUUUUUCCUGGAUGCUUGUCCUGUGUUGGAAACUUUCAAAUUGUCUGUAUGUCAGACUCGCAUGAAGCAUGAUCCUGUAUCUGGGGAUUCCUCUCUUCUCAGAAAGAUGCCAGGACACCACCACGCCAGCAUCAAGAACGUGAAGAUCGAUGGAUUUUGCUCUGCAAAGAGCAUGAUUGAGCUAACUUGCCAUAUUCUUGACAAUGCAACAUCACUUGAGAAUCUUAAACUGGACCCCAUAUAUGUUGGUGGUUAUGAACAUGUUGAUAGGUUAACUGUCCACGAAAUUGGUGAUUGCAGCCCUCAUACAGGACAGCGUAUGAUCAGAGAAGCCCACAAAGCAGUUUUGGCUAUCGAAAAAUACAUCGUUGGGAAGGUCCCCCCUAAUGUUAAGCUAAAUAUCAAGAAGCCAUGCAGUCAGUGCCAUUCUGUCAAAUGAUUGUGACCAUCCAGUGUUUUUAUUUUAUAUAAUGAUGCUGUAUAUAUGGAUUGUGCCUUUUUUUCCCGUAGUUAUGUCAAUUAUUAAUUCUCAAGCCUUGUAAUAUUUAUUACUACAUGAACUUUGUUUUACUUUUGAACUAUAUUAGUGUUGCUGGGUGUAA